AUGAUUUCCAAAAUACUAACAGCCUUCCACGUCAUCUCGGCGGUAGUCAUACUUGCGUUGACCGUAAGGGUACUGCAAGAUGAAGAAAACGAGAAGAAGGGCAUAGUCCAAAUUCUGCUGCAUGAGCAUGCACGCCGCUUCGUCCAGGUUCCCGAUGUGGUUGGUUCUAUUGCUACUGCGGUGAAGAGCGCGGCCUCCAGCGUGAUCACCGUCGCGGUCGCAUCUGGCGAGUCUUUAGUGGCCGCGAGCCUGCCUUCGAGCGUGUCAGUAGGAACGAAGUACGCAUGUGUGGCUUCCCAAUGCGCCGCCAUCCCUGGCUCUGCUUUUCGUCUGGUCCAAGACCUUGCCUCAUUUCUCCCUUCGCCCCAGGAAAUCGAAAGGUUGCAAGAGCUGGUGGAAAAAUGUCCGAACAUGGAAACCGUUCUGUCCGCCGGGCUCGGUUUGGCGUUAACUUCGACUAUAUUCUUGCUUGCCGGUCUCAAGUUUAGGCUUCUCAGCUUUGUUUCAUUCGGAUUGAAUGUCGUUUGUGCUGUCCUCUUUGCAGUAGUGACGUUCUUUUCGGUUUCGCUGCAUAAAUCGUCUCAAGCUGUUGCGGACUUGCUGGACGUCGAAGUGCGCAAAGGGGAUGUUUUUGGGGCAUCUGUUGGCGAUUUAACAGCAAGUUUGAUUAUGUGCGCGCUGGCCCUCUGUCAGAUCAUUGUCAAUUAG
Molecule: messenger RNA, 708 nt
Organism: Colletotrichum truncatum
Lineage: Eukaryota; Fungi; Ascomycota; Sordariomycetes; Glomerellales; Glomerellaceae
Source: RefSeq, a predicted model, not a curated record